Molecule: messenger RNA, 423 nt
Organism: Helobdella robusta
Lineage: Eukaryota; Metazoa; Annelida; Clitellata; Rhynchobdellida; Glossiphoniidae
Exons: 3
Coding region: 1-423 (140 amino acids)
Source: RefSeq, a predicted model, not a curated record
AUGACAACAGUUCGCAAGAAAGAUGUGAGCCAGCACACAGCACAGAUCGUGGUGAGGAUCAACAACCUCAUCCAGACGAGGGACAACAUCGAGGUCAUCUUCCCAAAUGACAGAGAUGAACCAUUGAUCGUACGACUCAACGGAAAGGAAUUGUGCAACAAAAUUCUUCCUGGACCGAUUAUCCAAUCCGACUGCAAAUAUUCGGUGCACUACGGAGACAAGGGGGAUAUAAAAAUAAAACUUAAAAAAUCCGAGCCCUGUGAUUGGAUGAAGAGGUGGAGCCCCACUCGCGAGACACGCCCUCCUUCUUCAUUCGGCUCUGACGUUGGUUCAGAAAGUUUGACUUCACCAAGUCUCAGUCACUCAUCUGUUUCAGAACACUCAGACAAAGUUAAUCAUACACUGGCCAUUAAAGAACUAUGA